This is a messenger RNA of Fusarium verticillioides 7600, 1362 nucleotides long. RefSeq lists its product as hypothetical. NCBI's taxonomy places the organism in Eukaryota, Fungi, Ascomycota, Sordariomycetes, Hypocreales, Nectriaceae. The record is from RefSeq and is a predicted model, not a curated record. The transcript has a single exon. Bases 1 to 1362 code for a protein of 453 amino acids.
AUGAGUGAACCGAACCCAACAGCCUUAUGGCUUCCUGAUGAGAUCCUCUUUAAUAUUCUGUCCAUGCUACAAGAUAGUGAUGAUCCUGAUUCAGUGUCCACCAAAGAAGCAAGAAGAACUCUAUACAACGCCUCCUUAGCAUCCAGGCGACUCGAAAGCCUUGCUCGAAGAGUCUUGUAUCAAUGCAUUGACGCACGAUCAUCAAAGUGUCUUUUAACGCUUGGCCAAAAUCCUUAUCUGUGUCGUCUGGUUCGAGAGCUGUAUUGCCCUUACGAUGCGGAAGUGGUUGAUUCCUUGCUACACCCACACUUUCGAGAUUACAUAUGGCUCCCAUGUUCAUGGAAUGCCAGUUUCCCGGGUUGGCUCAAAACUGAGCACGGCCGGCAGCAAUACUACGACCAGGCAACUGCCUUCUGGAUGGAGAGACUGCCCAAUCUCAACAGGCUCACUAUCAGUCUGAACUAUGACAUGAAAACCUUGACGGAAAUGGUACACAAGAGCCUGAACGGGCAACCAAGGCGAUUCCCGCGGUUGACAAGAAUCGACUUCAAGCUUAGUCCCAGUGGUCUACCAACAUGCAUCCAGCCGAGCUUGAUUCUGUUCCAGCUACCGUUGCUCAAAACAGUGACCAUUCACGACAUGGCUUUUGUCGUUAAAGCCAGCAACGAGAACUUGGAAAUGCCAAAGAAAGCUUGCAAACGACUAGAAAGGCUUGAAGCCGACUUUUCAUGGAUCACACCCGGUAGCUUGCGAAAUCUGCUGUCAGUCUGCGAGAGUCUCCGCUUCCUGGACCUCAAGGUCAAAACAAUGCUGUCAACGACGUGUGACCCCUUCAACUACCGCUUCGGCGACUGGAUCCAGCACUGUCAUACCUUGGAAAGUCUUGACAUUCAGAUCAAGGCAUCUAGACGGUGGACGGACGGGCUGGCCGGUGGGAGGGAGGUACAAGAGCACACAUGGGCUGCAAACAACAUCGGAUCACUCCAGAACUUGACUCGUCUCAAGAGGUUCUCCUUGAGUGUGGAGCUUCAUCAUUUCACGAUGCCGCCAGGACCUUCCGUUCCUACUCCCAGUCCUUCAAAGCUUGACUUUGAGCUUAUGCUUCCAACCUCAAUUGAGCAGUUUGAGGUCAGGAAGAUCGGCAUUCCAGACUAUGAGGCUUUUGUCAGGAACAUACGUGAACUCCUCCAGUCAAAGCGGCUGAAGAAUUUGUAUCAUGUAACCGUGGCGGCUAACUUGAAGCCACAUCAUGUCGCACAACCGGGCUGGGAUGUACGAUCGCGUGGGUCUGGCCAGUCGAAAAGGGUCAUUCAUUUAGGGCACGAAGACCGCAAGAGAGUCCGAUCAUCAUAUCAUGAGUAG